Molecule: messenger RNA, 339 nt
Organism: Penicillium malachiteum
Lineage: Eukaryota; Fungi; Ascomycota; Eurotiomycetes; Eurotiales; Aspergillaceae
Exons: 1
Coding region: 1-339 (112 amino acids)
Source: RefSeq, a predicted model, not a curated record
AUGAUCUCUGUUUAUGCCGGCGGCCACGUCCGCAUCAUCUCUGGCUACAUGGACUCUAAGCUUCAGAUACAAAUGACCGAGCUACAGAAGGUCAUGAGAGACAAUUUUGACUCAACCUUGAUGGAUAUUCUACGCUGGGCCAAGCCCAAGUGCAAGGGGGUCACGACGCAACUACCUCAUAUGUUGCCCAUAGAAGAGGCGGAGGAGGAAGCUGAUGAAAGUGACACAACAAAUGUGUCUUCAAUCUUUGACACUGCGGGAAAGGAUCAAGGAGGAUAUGAGAGUGAUUCAGACUGGGAAUCACUCUGCGAAUCGGACGAUGAGGGCGCAAAAGGGUGA